AUGAUACUGGUGGAAAAAGUUAGCACUAGUGCAAUAAUUAACGGCACCAAGACAAAUACUGUUUUGAACUCAUCAGUACCUCGUGUCCUUCAAAAUUUCGUUUUGGUCUGGCUCGAUGCUGCUAUUGACGAAUCUAAUAAAGACGUUAAACAACCAAUACAACAUCUACAAAAUAUUAUAGCAUCUAUCAGAAUUUUUCCAGAUUCUGAACAAUUUAUUGAUUUCCUUAGUGAUAUUAAAGAGGAGGAAGUGUUCUUGAUUGUAACUGGGUCCCUUGGACACCACUUAGUAUCUGGUAUAGAAAUUCAUACUUGGGUACAAUUAAAUUUCAUUUAUGUUCUUGAUGACAAGCUAGCAACUCAGGAGCAAUGGGCUCAAACAACAUGGAAGAUCAAAGGUGUAUACGCACAACUUGAAUCAGUUUGUGAAACAUUGAAAAUCAAGCUUAGACAUUGUGAUCGUUCUAUGAUAUCAAUGAAUUUUAGUGGCAUUGAUCCAUUAUGUAUGUAUACUCAACUACUCAAAGAAUCACUUUUGGAAAUCGAAGACAACGAUGAAAAAUCUAUUAAAGAAUUCGUUGACUACUGUCGACUUCAAAGUGAUAUUCUUGAGCAGGACAUUAAUAAGGUCGAGUUUGAGUAUCGCUCCUAUUUUCCGAUUUGA
Rotaria socialis is the source of this 663-nucleotide messenger RNA. The record is from the annotation of a GenBank genome assembly. NCBI's taxonomy places the organism in Eukaryota, Metazoa, Rotifera, Eurotatoria, Philodinida, Philodinidae.